Messenger RNA from Triticum aestivum (bread wheat), 2173 nucleotides. RefSeq names its product protein PAIR1. Bases 168 to 2081 code for a protein of 637 amino acids. The transcript has 9 exons. Gene Ontology annotation, cellular component: nucleus. NCBI's taxonomy places the organism in Eukaryota, Viridiplantae, Streptophyta, Magnoliopsida, Poales, Poaceae. The record is from RefSeq and is a predicted model, not a curated record. Gene Ontology annotation, biological process: microsporogenesis; chromosome organization involved in meiotic cell cycle; embryo sac development.
AGGCCAGGAAGCAGCCGAGAGAGAAUUCAAAUUUCUCGGUGACUCCCAUUCCCCAACACCUCCACCACCGCUACCUAAUCCGUCGCUCUCCUACAUCUCCUCCUCCUGCCCCCGCCGGCGAUCACCGCCGCGCCCUCCUCGGCGGGGGGACACUCCGGAAGCACGUGAUGAAGCUUAAGAUCAACAAGGCGUGCGACCUCGCCUCCAUCUCCGUCCUCCCUCCCCGGAGGACCAGAGGGAGCAGCGGUGGCGGUGGUGGCGGGACGAGCGCGCCUGCUGCUGCUUCCGCGGCGCAGCAGCAGCGGUCCCAGUCGAUGUCGCAGAAGUCCUUCUCGCAGGGCGUCGGCGCGUCCUUCUCACAGGGCAUAGGCAGCGGAGGCGCGUCCUUCUCCCAGGGCAGCGGCGGCGGAGGCGCCGCGUUCUCUCAGGGCGGUGGAGGCGGAGGCGCGGCGUUCUCUCAGGGCGGAGGUGGCGGAGGCGCGGCGUUCUCUCAGAGCGGAGGUGGCGGAGGCGCGGCGUUCUCUCAGAGCGGAGGUGGCGGAGGCACGGCGUUCUCUCAGGGCGGAUGUGGCGGAGGCGCAGCGUUCUCUCAGGGCGGAGGUGGCGGAGGCGCGUCCUUCUCGCAGGGCGGUGGCAGCGCGUCGCUCUUGCACGCGCAGUCGCAGCUCUCGCAGGCCUCCCUCAACGAGAGCCUCCUCAGCCUCCUCUCGCAGGCUCCCGCGCGCGAUCAGAAAUUUGCCAUGCAAGAGGACCCGUCGAAGCGGAAGUCUUCGUAUCCUGCCAGUUCAGCUUCUUCUUGUAUGCGUGACGAAUCUCAGCUGCAAAUUGCAAAAAUACCAACCAACCCUAUCCACCGCUGGAGCCCCUCUCUUCUGGAUAGCAGAUGUCAGGUUAAUGAGGAUGUUGAGCGCAAAUUUCAGCAUCUGGCAAGUUCAGUACAGAAGAUGGGAAUGAUAUUAGACUCUGUGCAAAAUGAUGUGAUGCAGUUAAACAGAGGCAUGAAGGAGGCAUCACUAGACUCUGGUGGCAUUCAGAACAAGUUUGUGCUCCUAGAGGACUCUCUAAAGCAAAUUCUUAAGGGGCAAGAUGAUCUCAAAGCACUCCUCAAGGGAAGCACGAAAAGUAAUGCUGACCAGCUCAGUAUUCUCACCAGCAAACUGGAUGAGAUAUCCUCGAUACUUUCAGUCUUGCCAAAGCAAGUUCAAACAGAAUUCGAGCAAUUCAAGGGUGACAUAUUUAGUUUUUUUACAAAAGAGAUGGAGGGGGUCGUUAGAGCUGUCAGAUCUCUCGAUAGUAGGCUGCCCGGGGUGAUGCAAAUGCUGGCAGAUCAGAGCUGCACCACCAAUGCAAAACCCCUGAUGAACCAGGCAGCAGUAGAAAAUGGAAGCCCCCUGAUGAACCAGACACAAGUAGCAGAUGGAAGCCCCCUGAUGAACCAAGGACCGGUAGCAGACAGAAGGCCGCAGAAGAAACCAACGGCAGUAGCAAAUGGAAGGCCCAAGAGGAAGAACCAAACGGCAGUAGCAAAUGGAAGGCCCAAGAGGAAGAACCAAACGGCAGUAGCAAAUGGAAGGCCCCAGAGGAAGAACCAGGCAGCAGGAGCAAAUGGGAGGCCCCAGAGGAAGAAACCAACAGAAACAGCAGCAAAUGGGAGGCCCCAGAGGAAGAAACCAACAGAAACAGCAGCAAAUGCAAAGCCCCAGAGGUACCUCACACGAGUGACAAAUGGAAGGCCCCAGGUGAAACAAACAGAAGCAGCAGAUGGAAGGUCGCAGACGAACCAGAAACCCGAGGCAAAUGGGAAAGCCCUGAUACCAGUAACAACAGCCGUUCCUGCGCCCGUGGUUUAUCACCGAAAGGCGGUUGAUCUGAAGCCAAAGGUGGAACAGUGGAUGGUACCGGAACUGGCUGGCCCAAGCUACAGCAGGCCAGUGCCACCUAAAGAGCAAGAGUUGGCGAUUCAGAAGGUCAAUACAGAGGCGCCAAUCAAUAAGGCAACUCAUUUUCUAGCUCGGCUGAACAAGUGUACUUAUAUGUUAGCAGAGAUGAGAUCACCUAAGGCAAUGCUGCUAGCUAGCUAAUGGCUCAAGACCAACAUCACUGAAUUAUAUUAACUGAGUCAUUUGUCCUGAAAGAAGAACAUCACUGAUGAAUUGAAUCACUUGUCCUGAAA